GUGGAGACCAAGCCACAUGCCUACCUGCUUGACCUCACCAAGACCCCUCCUCUUCUCUUCACCUCACAGUGUUCGCACAGCGAGGCCUCCACACCCAGGCCGAGGACCGCCUCUUCAAACACCUCUUUGGAGACUAUAACCGCUGGGCACGGCCAGUGCCCAACACUUCAGAUGUGGUCAUCGUGCGCUUUGGUCUGUCCAUCGCCCAGCUCAUUGAUGUGGAUGAGAAGAACCAAAUGAUGACCACCAAAGUCUGGCUAAAGCAGGAGUGGAACGACUACAAGCUGCGCUGGAACCCAGUGGAUUUUGGCAACAUCACCUCCCUCCGGGUCCCGUCGGAGAUGAUCUGGAUCCCCGACAUUGUCCUCUACAACAAUGCAGAUGGGGAGUUUGCGGUGACACACAUGACCAAGGCCCACCUCUUCUCCACUGGCACAGUGCACUGGGUGCCCCCGGCCAUCUAUAAGAGCUCCUGCAGCAUCGACGUCACCUUCUUCCCCUUCGACCAGCAGAAUUGCAAGAUGAAGUUCGGCUCCUGGACCUAUGACAAGGCCAAGAUCGACCUGGAGCAGAUGGAGCAGAUGGUAGACCUGAAGGACUAUUGGGAGAGUGGCGAGUGGGCCAUCGUCAAUGCCACGGGCACCUACAAUAGCAAGAAGUACGACUGCUGUGCGGAGAUCUACCCCGAUGUCACAUACUACUUUGUCAUCCGCCGGCUGCCACUCUUCUACACCAUCAACCUCAUCAUCCCUUGUUUGCUCAUCUCCUGCCUCACCGUGCUGGUCUUCUACCUGCCCUCCGAGUGUGGCGAGAAGAUCACACUGUGCAUCUCGGUGCUGCUCUCGCUCACUGUCUUCCUGCUGCUCAUCACUGAGAUCAUCCCAUCCACCUCUCUGGUCAUCCCGCUCAUCGGGGAGUACCUGCUCUUCACCAUGAUCUUCGUCACGCUCUCCAUUGUCAUCACAGUCUUCGUGCUCAAUGUGCACCACCGCUCCCCCAGCACCCACGACAUGCCCCGCUGGGUGCAGUUGGCCCUGCUGGGCUGUGUACCCCGAUGGCUGCUGAUGAACCGGCCCCUGCCACACCUGGAGCUCCAGGAGCCCCGGGGCCUGAAGCUCAUUCCCUCUUAUCACUGGCUGGAGACCAAUGUGGAUGCUGAGGAGAGGGAAGGAGAAGAGGAGGAAGAGGAGGAAGACAGAUGGGUGUGUACCGGCCACCCAGCCCCCUCUGUGGGUGUCCUCUCCACCCGUGAUGCCCUACACUUGGGAGUCUCAGGGCCCAAAUCUGAGGCUCUGUCAUCACAGGAGGGUGAGAUCUUGCUGUCACCUCGCAUACAGAAGGCACUAGAGGGCGUGCACUACAUCGCUGAUCACCUGCGGUCUGAGGACGCUGACUCUUCGGUGAAGGAGGACUGGAAAUAUGUUGCCAUGGUCAUUGACAGGAUAUUCCUCUGGUUGUUUAUCAUUGUCUGCUUCCUGGGAACCGUCGGGCUCUUUCUUCCUCCCUUUCUGGCUGGCAUGAUCUGACCUCAAGUCCCUUGUGUUGGCUCCAAGGUGGAGUUGCCAAGCAUCUUCUGACCAUCUUUAACUGUGGCUGCCUCUGGUGUAUCCUUUGGAGUGAGCAUCUUCUGCUUGUGGUGCCUCUGUGAAGCCCUAAACUGGUCCAGUCAUAGAAGCUUUCUUGAGACAGUUGUCUUGACA
This is a messenger RNA of Castor canadensis (American beaver), 1700 nucleotides long. RefSeq names its product cholinergic receptor nicotinic alpha 2 subunit (gene Chrna2). Lineage: Eukaryota; Metazoa; Chordata; Mammalia; Rodentia; Castoridae. Gene Ontology annotation, molecular function: transmembrane signaling receptor activity; acetylcholine-gated monoatomic cation-selective channel activity. The record is from RefSeq and is a predicted model, not a curated record. Gene Ontology annotation, cellular component: postsynaptic membrane. Gene Ontology annotation, biological process: monoatomic ion transmembrane transport.